Girardinichthys multiradiatus is the source of this 1888-nucleotide messenger RNA. RefSeq names its product noggin-like. Lineage: Eukaryota; Metazoa; Chordata; Actinopteri; Cyprinodontiformes; Goodeidae. Gene Ontology annotation, biological process: osteoblast differentiation; negative regulation of BMP signaling pathway; negative regulation of cell differentiation. The record is from RefSeq and is a predicted model, not a curated record. The transcript has a single exon. The coding region runs from base 840 to 1508 and encodes 222 amino acids.
UGUCUUGGUAGGUCUGCAGUUGGUCCAUCCUCUGUUCAUGUUCAGAUGAUGGAUUGAACAGAGCUCUGGGAGAUGUUUACAGCUUUGGAUAUUGUUUUACAACCUAGCCCUGCUUUUAGCUGAACCGGAACUUUCUCCCUGACCUUUCUGCUGGGUUCCUUGGUCUCCAUGAUUCAAUUUGUCCCUCGAAUGUGAAGCCGGUGUACUAUAAUGCGCCACUCCUUGUUGGCUUCUCAAAUAAAAUCUGAAUAAUUUAUAUUAGGUUUGUGGUUGGAGCUUGAUAUAUUGUGGAAAAGUUCAAGGGGUCUGAAUACUUUCCCGAGAAGUUUUAAGUUCUGUAGUUUUUGAGUAUUCGGUUACUUCAGAAGCUCCCAGGAGGAUUCACUCAUCCGACCUACAGCGGUAAAGAAUGAAAGACUGAUUUAACGUGAUCUAGAAGACCAACAGGGGGCGUCUCCUCUCCGUGCCCCCCUUCUGUUGCGGCGCGCUGGGUGGAGGAGGUAUUGGGGAUCUCCUCCUAGACAACAAACCCACAUUCAAAGCGGGGCACACGAAUUACAUCACGCUGCGUGCGGAGGAUAAAAUGAGGCGGCAGCUGCAGCUCAACGCGUUUCUGUACAGGACACCAGCGGAGCAUCAUGCGGAGCGCAGGGAAACAGCCGAUCUUUGCCACGCAGCUCUUCAGUAAAACCGAGCUCCACUGAUGUUUUCCUGCUCCGGGGGAGUUUCAUGAUGGGAAAGUGAAUUGUGAGGGAUUCUGGACACGCAAUUUUGGAGACAGCUGGCGCGUAAAGUUGCCUGUUCGCAGCUCCGUGUGCGCGCUGAUCCCGCAGUUUGACAUGGAUCAGCCUCAGCAUUGCGCAACCGUGUGUCUGCUGAUGCUGUCUCUUGGACUCCUGAUGGACACAGCGAUCUGUCAGCACUUCUAUCUUCUCCGCCCCAUUCCGAGUGACAGUUUGCCGGUGGUGGAUUUAAAGGAGGACCCGGAUCCGGUCUUUGACCCCAAGGAACGGGACCUUAACGACACCGAGCUCAGGAGCAUCCUGGGGGACUUUGACAGCCGCUUGCUGUCCGUGUCGCCUCCCGUGGAGGACAAACACCCGGGGUCCGACGAGUCUGAUCACUUUGACAUCGUGAAGGCGGGUGGAGUUCUGCCGAAGGAGAUCCGGGCGGUGGAUUUCGAUGUGCAGAUCGGCAAAAAGCACAAGCCGAGCAAGAAACUGAAGCGACGGCUGCAGCAGUGGCUGUGGGCCUACACCUUUUGCCCGGUGGUCUACACCUGGACCGACUUGGGCGUCAGGUUCUGGCCAAGGUACGUCCGGGUUGGUGGUUGCGUGAGUAAAAGGUCGUGUUCCGUUCCAGAGGGGAUGGUAUGUAGACCCGCGAACUCAGCGCACCUGACGGUGCUGAGGUGGAGGUGCGUGCAGAGGAAAAGCGGGCUGAAAUGCGCGUGGAUCCCGGUGCAGUACCCGGUCAUCACAGGCUGCAAAUGCGCCUGCGCCAGUUGAAAAGGACGCUGUGAACUCUAAAUUAUAAACUCAGUCAUUUCAUCAUCCUCUUGAUUUCCCCACCUGCACUACAUAAUGUGAGAAUGUAUUUCUGUAACUGCGUGACCAUGCAGUUUUCUAUAAAACAUCCUGUACAAAGUCAGUAUUAUUUGUAACCAGAGUCUACUUUAUUUGUGCAGAAUAUUGGUUUUAUAUAUUUUGUAUUUAUGGAGAAGUGGCGCACAGAGCCACGCACGGACUUUGUGUUGGAUGAAGCAGAUCAAUCUGAGACUAUGAUUGUUGAUACAGUCAUGUAUCAGCGACUUGUUUUAUCCUGCAAAUUUGGGAAAUAUUUAUUCUUUAUAUUCGUACAAUAAAACGACACUGACAUGAUUAUAAAA